Molecule: messenger RNA, 830 nt
Organism: Hippocampus zosterae (dwarf seahorse)
Lineage: Eukaryota; Metazoa; Chordata; Actinopteri; Syngnathiformes; Syngnathidae
Gene: cst3
Product: cystatin C (amyloid angiopathy and cerebral hemorrhage)
Exons: 3
Coding region: 80-475 (131 amino acids)
Molecular function (GO): cysteine-type endopeptidase inhibitor activity
Source: RefSeq, a predicted model, not a curated record
ACUCAGUUGUGACGCAUUUGUUUAUAAAACCGAGAGGAAGACCGGCCGGGCCAAACUAUAUUUUGUAGCCUUGAGUGCGAUGAAAUACAGGAAUAUGAUUUUGAAGGGAGUCUUCAUUUUUCUAGGGGUCGUUUGCGCCGUAGGCCUCGGCAGACUUGUCGGGGGGCUAACGGAUGUGGACGUCAAUGAAGAAGGCGUGCAGAAUGCCCUCAACUUCGCCAUUUCCCAACAUAAUUUGAAAACGGAAGACCCUUUCCUCAGAGUAAAGACUGGCGUGGUCGGGGUUAAAAAACAGAUUGUUUCUGGAAUCAAGUACGUCAUCACCGUCAACAUGACCAAGACUAACUGCUUGAAGGACGCUCCAAAUGAACAAUGCGACCGCCGUGCCGAUUUUCCGCCUUACCUGUGCACAUUUUCUGUGUGGAGCCGCCCAUGGCUGAGCGACAUGCAGCUGCUAGAGCCAAGGGACUGCUAGAAAAUGAGCCACGUGGGAAAACAUCAGUAUACUCUAUUACUUUUAAACGCUUAUUAGUGUUCUGAAUCAUAGGAAAAAUGAUAUACUAAGUCAACUAUUUACAGAGCAUGCAAAUAAUGACUGUAGCAGAAGAAAUGGUCAAAGUAUCACAAUUUUAUGUUGGGUUGUAUCAUUUCCCUUUUUUUUUUAGCAUUUUAGUGAAACUACACAUAGAUGUGCACUCUUUUUUUGCUUUUAAUUAAAAUUAUUUUAAUGAAACAAACUUGCUACACAUAUGUGCACUCUUGCUAAUUUGCCUUUUAUAAGCAAUGUGUUGUGUUUUAAUAUGAAAUUAAAGUCCUGAACAUUUCACAAA